AUGACAAACCUCUUACCUUCAGACUGUAUACAUGCUGUAAUAAGUUUUCUUAGUGACAAUGACAAGGCUUCUUUACAUUCAUGUUUAUUAAUAAACAAAUUAUGGUGCCUUACUAUAGUAGAAAAAUUGUGGAGUAAACCUUUUCUUCUAACAAGAUUAGACAGAUCUGCAAAGUUAGUUGAAACAUAUUUAUCAUGUAUAAAUGUGAAGGAACUUAAUGCUAAGGAAGGAAAAUUUUUUAAAAAGUACAAAAGGCAUUUCUUCAAGAAGAAACCAGCCACUUUUAAUUAUCCUCAAUAUUUAAGGUCCCUCAACUACUUGGACAUUUACAACUCUGUUGAACAUUGGGCGAAUGGUAGAUUCUCAGUUAAUGACUGGCUACUGGUUACAAAUGUCUUAUGUAAAGUAUUUAUGAACAGAUCGUCUGUUUUUCUUAAUUUAUCAAUUGAAACAGGUCAGAUGACACUUUUAGCACCAAAAAUUUCAACUAUGUUUUACAAUAUUUAUAAAGAGAUGGCCAAAACUUGUCGUAGAAUCGAAGUACUAAUAGUCAAUGGUUCAGAUAAAGAUCGUGGAAAUAAUUCUGAUCAAGAAGAAAUAAAAAACCUAAUUACGUUAAUUACUAACCAAAAGGCAUUACGAAAGCUUGAAUUUCAUGAUUUUUAUGUGCAUGACAAUUCUAUUGUUUCUGCUUUAGGCAAACAUUCGCAAACUUUGGCUUGUUUAGUUUUCCAUUCUGUUACAUUUGUGUUUAAUAAAAUGGAUAAGUUAGAAGGAAUAACAGAUUUGGAGAAUUUACAGCACUUGGCGUUUAAUGGCUGUAAAAAUGUAGAUGAAAAGUUAUUGGAACCGUUGCAUGUCAAACAGUUUCCGAAACUAACAGAACUUGAUUUCAGGCAUACACGUCCACCACCUUCAUCCAUGAAUACAUUGAUUAACAAUUAUGGUCAUGUGUUACAAAAAUUAUAUUUAGGAACUUUACAAUAUCAAAAUCAAACAGAUUCUUGCAUACAAGUUGUCCGUAAUAUUACCAAAAAAUGCACAAAAAACUUGGAGGAAUUUUCGAUAACUUUUACAAAUCAUUUAUUAGAUUGUUUUCUUUAUCUAUUGGAAUCGUGUACAAGACUCAAAAAAUUAAUUAUAACCGGAUCUUUUGAGUAUACUUACGAUUCGCUUUCACUUAUUGGAGCCAGCAUACCGGAUAGUCUAAAAUCAUUGAUAAUUAGCACAGAGUGGGAUAGUGAACUUGAAAAUUUGGAGGAGUUCUUUGCAAAAUGUGAAGCUGGAUUAGAAUAUCUGUUCAUUGAAAGAUUACCGUAUAUAACUGAUAAACAUAUUGAUGUUAUAAUGAAGCAUCAGGGAAAUACGCUAAAGACGUUGAAAAUCCUGGCAUCUGAAAUAAAUAUUUCUGAUGAUGUAAUGGAACGAGCCAAAAAAAAUAUAGGAGCUGUCAAAAUUAGAACAAAUGACACUUUAUUAUAUGAAGAUUUUGAUAUUCUUUCAAAUCUAGAUGCAUUAACAGGACCAGCACGUAGAAUAAAACCUUCAUUAAUUCCGAUAACUACAUUCCAUAUCCUAAAUAAUAUUUGA
Molecule: messenger RNA, 1590 nt
Organism: Entrophospora sp. SA101
Lineage: Eukaryota; Fungi; Glomeromycota; Glomeromycetes; Entrophosporales; Entrophosporaceae
Source: the annotation of a GenBank genome assembly